Messenger RNA from Adelges cooleyi (spruce gall adelgid), 1499 nucleotides. RefSeq lists its product as uncharacterized. The transcript is spliced from 12 exons. NCBI's taxonomy places the organism in Eukaryota, Metazoa, Arthropoda, Insecta, Hemiptera, Adelgidae. The coding region runs from base 100 to 867 and encodes 255 amino acids. The record is from RefSeq and is a predicted model, not a curated record.
UUGUUUAAAAUAACGGAUCAAGUAAUAAGCAGUAAGCGUGUCAAGAUUGGGCGCUUGAAAAAUAGUUCCUUAAUAGCAAACACUUUAUUUAAGAUAAAUAUGAACAUUUUCAGUUUUUUAAUAUCAUUUGUUUUUUUAAAAGUGUCCACUUACAAUAUAAUAAAUUAUAUGCAGGAUCUUGUCAUUACAAAUGAAUACAUCGAGGUUGCUUAUAGUAUGAAUAAUAUUACUACAAAAGAUAAUGUUGUUGUAGCAAAUGGAUUGGAGCAUGUAAUUAAACAAAUUGUAAAGAAAAGUCAACAAGGAAGUUUAGGAGUUUUGAAUAACAUGUUCACUCAACCCGAUUAUCGACUCGAUAACGACUGGAACGUAUGUAAGGAAAAACAAACAGCUUUGCGAGAUGAAAUACAAAAUGAAUUGGAGAUUGCUGUUCCUCAAAUUGAAGACAAAAAUUUUAGAAAAUUCAAUUUGAAAAGCCUUGCAGCCAAAAGAAGAAGUACUACUACAAAAGCUUUAAAAAAUAUUUUGGACCGGGCAAUAAAUUACGAUACGUUCAAUCUCAUCCACGAGAGUAUACUUCUUGAUACAGAAGCGUUUGAAAAUAGAAUUACCCAAACAUUAGCUGGACCUGAAGAGGAAAUAUCUUUACUAAUGAUGUGUCAUUUGAUAGCAUUGUUCAUGAACACAAAAUCGUGUGAUUGUUCAUGGUUUUAUAUAAAAGAAACUGAGGCUCACUCUGAUGAUACUUGUUACAUGUUGUACAAUGAUGGCUCUACAACGAAAACAUACAGAAAAAUCGAGGGCCAGUGGUGUGAAGUCAACAUCCAUACUAAUUUUUUACAACCGCUUAAGGAACAGUUAUUAUAAUUAUAUAAUUAUUUAGAUUUUGUUUUAUUUAAAUAAUAUUUGCGUUUUUCCCUAUUAUCUAAGUUGUUAAAUUACAAUUUAACGUAAUUCAUAAUUAACAGUUUUACUCACAGUAAUAAUCACAUUAAGCAUUUAUUAAAAUAGUAGUUAAUCUAAUCAUCCUUUGCCUUUUUUCAUCAUUAUCUAUUUCUAGUAGUUUUUAGGUCAUUCAAAACUACAUCUAUCUAACAGCUAACUCUUUCAGGAUGAUUACCAUACGUUGAGUCCUUUUCCUCCCUAACUAAGAAGUACCUUCUUUUCAAAUUUGGUGUUAUUCUCGAUUUUGAAGGGGAAGGGGUAAAUAUUUUAACAUUUUUAAUUAUCAUCCAAUACCAUGCAAAACUCAUUUUAACAAAUUUGGCAGUUCGUUACAAUUUAUUCCCAACUCCAGCUUCAACUCCAACAACCUGAAGAGGAAAUAUCUUUAUGGAUGUGUAAUUUAAUAGCAUUGUUCAUGAGUAAAAAAUUUCCAGUGUCAUGUAUAAAGAGUUUUCAGUCUAACUCUAAUGAUACUUUUAUUCUAAAUAAUGGCUCAACAAAGGAAACAUACAGAAAAAUUGAAGGCCAAUGGCGCGAAGUUAUUAUAAUUAUUU